CCUUAUUCAAUAGCGCGAAACACAGGUUGCGCGGUACAUCCCAGUGUUUAUGAAGUUCUAAACAUAACUCGGCCGCAGUAUCUCUCACCGCUGAAAACAACAGAAAUUGAUUUUAACGUCGCGGAUGUCUGAGUCUGCUUGUGACUAUCUUAAAAGGUUUCUGUCUGAAGUUGAUGGGAUCCUCGGUAUCUUUGUUGCGGAUAAAGAUGGAGUCGUUGUUGCAAGUGGUAAACUUAAUUUUAUCAUCAAUGUUAUUUACUAGCCACAAUGGAUGAUAUGCCUGAUCAAGCACGCUCACCAUAUGUUACUGCUGCUUUUAUCGUAUCAUUACAACAAGUAAACAAACUAGAUCUUGGAGACUUAGAAUGGAUGAUCACUAGCUAUCAAGAGAUGGUGAUCUGCCAGUUUCAUUUUACAUGCCAAUCAGCUUUACCAUUAUUUCUGACGGUUGUUGGCUCCAGUGAAUGCAAUAUAGGAGCUAUAAUCGCACUUGAACCAUCCAUUCGUCCGUUAUUAAAUCGUUUAGCCCCGGAAGCAUCAUCAAGAAUACAGAAUGAGGCUAUGCUAAGCCGUACCACAAAUGGUCCUUAUUUUCGAGUAUAAUACUCAUUAGGUUUUGGGAUUAUUUUUCGGAGCCGAUUUUUUAGUUGUGUAAUUUAUCUUGUAUAUUAAUCAGAAACUGUACAAUAAUACUAUUAAAAUUUACACAUUUUAUUUCUAUCUUGGUAAUUCCUCAAUAUAAUAUUUUGCAUACUUGUACUGAGUUAUCCCAAACUAUAUGAUUUGUAGUAAAGGUUUUGGAUAUAAACAGCCGACCAAACCUGUUUGCAAUUGAUAAGCAUAAGCAGUUCAGUACGCACUAUAAAAUAAUACUAAAUAAGCUUACAUUCAAACCUAAUAUCGAAUAGAUAUGAAUUGGAGUAAACACUGCAUAUGGACAGUGACGCUAAGAAAAUAAACCGUAAAAUGUGUGAGAUUCAUUUCAAAGAACACAUUUUAUCGCAAAAGUAUGUUUAUUAAAGCGGUGGGUUGAUAAAAUGUUGGCGAUGUUAGAUCUCUAGAACUCGAGGUAAAUAUCUUAUUUUUAUAUUUUGAGUUUUUUCGCGCCAAAAGCGCUCAUUCCGUUUUCAUUUCCCACACUGGUUCGUUGUCUCUUCAUAUGCUAUUUUGUAACGUUUCCCAAGGAUAUUUUUUAUGCUGUAUAUAUGCGUUUAAGUUGUGCUUGUUGUUCGGGCUUCUGACUGCUUGUGGAAUACAUUCCCCUCUUCUGAACCUGGA
Molecule: messenger RNA, 1278 nt
Organism: Schistosoma bovis
Lineage: Eukaryota; Metazoa; Platyhelminthes; Trematoda; Strigeidida; Schistosomatidae
Source: the annotation of a GenBank genome assembly